Molecule: messenger RNA, 309 nt
Organism: Symbiodinium sp. CCMP2456
Lineage: Eukaryota; Dinophyceae; Suessiales; Symbiodiniaceae
Source: the annotation of a GenBank genome assembly
AUGGCAUGCCUUGGUGCUCGAACAUGGCAUUCCUGGCCUGAGGCGUUCAGGCGACAGGAUCCACCACAGCAUCGCGAACCUUGCCACCAGGGCCAGCAACCUCGCAGCAUCCUGCUGGGGGCAGCGGCUGCCUACUGUCUGCAAGCAAACCCGCAAGGCGCCAGGAGACAUGCGAAGCCAGGCUUCCGGCUGCAGGUGAGACAGAAGAAUCGCAUCUGCAUCCCACAUUGCCACACGGCCGCCUUCUACCGGCCGGCGUCGAACUCGCCUGACAGUGAUGUGUUGGAACGGCAAGUGUUCGGCACGUGA